Linum tenue is the source of this 3337-nucleotide messenger RNA. NCBI's taxonomy places the organism in Eukaryota, Viridiplantae, Streptophyta, Magnoliopsida, Malpighiales, Linaceae. The record is from the annotation of a GenBank genome assembly.
AGUCACGAGUCUCCUCGUGUUUCAACGGGGAUGCUAAGUAUAAAUAGCGGGACAAUUCCCCCCCUGAAAAUCUGCACAUUGCGCCCGUACUCUUUCCCUCCUUCUCCUUCCCCCUUUUUUUCUCUGAGCUCGUCAGAGCAACGGAGGAGCCAGAGGAGAAAACUACGUCAGUCUUCAAGUUUCUCCGUCUAAAAACCGAAAGGAAACCCUAGAAAUCCAACUUCUCUAUUUGGUAAACAUGGCGAAGGAAUCAACUGGAUCACCUCAUUUGCCCCCACCCCCUCCAUUAGCAUCAAGUGCUAACCCUGAGCUGGCAAUCCAGCAUGUAGAUCAAGCUGACAUUCCAAAAUACUCUAUUGUGAGUAGGAAGGGAGUUGGAAAGCUUGGGCGUCAGAUACCUUUGAUGACAAAUCACUUCAGAGUUUCUGUUGGUGUUCCAGAUGCAGUCUUCUACCAGUACACUGUUUCAAUUAGUUAUGAAGAUAAGAGACCUGUUGAAGGAAAGGGAAUUGGUAGAAAGUUGAUUGACAAGCUUUACCAAACAUAUUCUUCUGAAUUUACUGGUAAAAAGUUUGCCUAUGACGGUGACAAGACUCUAUAUACUGUUGGACCUCUACUGUUCAAGAAGCAAGAGUUCACUGUGGUUCUUGAGGAUUCUAUUGCUAAUUAUGAGAUGUUAUCUUUAUACUGCAGCGAGCAUGGAAGCCCAUCCUCAAAAAACAAGAGGACAAAGUGUUCUAUUGGCUCAAAAAGCUUUAACAUAGAAAUCAGUUAUGCUGCGAAAAUCCCAUUAAAGCCCAUUGCUCUUGCCCUCAAGGGUAAUGAGGCAGAUAUUGGUGGCAUUCAAGAUGCUGUGAGAGUACUGGAUAUCAUAUUGAGGCAGCAAGCAGCCAACAGGGGCUGCCUUUUGGUAAGGCAGUCGUUCUUUCAUGACGAUGCAAGAAACUACACUGAUGUUGGGCAGGGCGUAAGUGGCCUUAGAGGUUUCCACUCUAGCUUCCGUACCACUCAGGGUGGUUUUUCACUCAAUAUGGAUGUUUCCACAACAAUGGUCCUAACUCCCGGGCCAGUGAAAGAUUUCCUGUUAGUGAAUCAGAAUGUGAGAGAACUUCGAGAGAUUGACUGGGACAAGGCUAGGAGGAUGUUGAAGAAUUUGAGGAUUAAAGCAACACACAACAAUAGGGAAUUUAAGAUCAUAGGUUUAAGCGAGAUGCGGUGCAAUCAGCAACUUUUUUCAAUGAAAGUGAGGAACGGUGAUGGCACAAAUGGGGAUGCAGAGAAUGUUGAGAUGACAGUUUAUGAGUAUUUUACCAAACAUCGUUCUAUACCAUUAACCUAUUCAGGAUUCUUGCCUUGCCUAGACGUUGGCAAGCCAAAAAGGCCAAAUUUUCUGCCAUUGGAGCUCUGUUCAUUGAUUUCACUCCAGCGAUACACAAAAUCCUUAUCAUCAAUGCAGAGAGCAUCUUUGGUUGAAAAAUCAAGACAGAAACCUCAGGAGAGAAUAAGAACUGUUACUGAUGCUAUGAGAACAUAUCGCUAUGAUGAGGAUCCACUGCUCUCUGAAUGUGGCAUCUCGAUAGAAAAGAAAUUGACAUCUGUCAAUGGCCGUAUCCUUGAUACCCCCAAGUUGAAGGUUGGUAAUAGUGAGAACUGCUUCCCAAAUAAUGGUCGUUGGAACUUCAACAAUAAGUUGCUUCUGAAAGCAACGAGCAUUAAGCGGUGGGCUGUUGUCAACUUUAGUGCUCAAUGUGAUACUAGCCGCCUGUCCCGUGACCUGAUCAACUGUGGAAGGAAAAAGGGCAUUGAUAUUGAGGGUCCCAAGAGUUUAAUCGACGAAUAUCCUCAGCUAAGAAGAAGCAGUCCUCUUGCUAGAGUGGAAAGUAUGUUUGAGCAAGUUAGAGACAAGCUGCCUGGUCCGCCUGAAUUCAUCCUGUGUCUCUUGCCACAAAGAAAAAAUUCUGAUAUUUAUGGGCCGUGGAAGAAGAAAUGUCUAAGUGAUUUUGGAAUUGUUACACAGUGCAUUUCUCCACCACGUGUUAUUAAGGAUCAAUAUCUUACCAAUGUACUUCUGAAGAUCAAUUCAAAGCUUGGAGGGAUAAAUUCUAUGCUGGAAGUUGAACUUACUCGAUCCAUUCCCUUUAUAACUCAAACACCAACAAUGAUUUUGGGGAUGGAUGUAUCCCAUGGUUCUCCUGGUCGGUCGGAUGUUCCAUCUGUUGCUGCGGUUGUUGGAUCCCUCGAAUGGCCUUAUAUCACGAAGUAUAGAGCAUCCGUGAGAACUCAGUCUCCUAAGUUGGAGAUGAUAGAUGCUCUCUACAAGCCUACAGCCAAUAACACAGAUGAUGGCAUCAUGAGGGAAUUGUUCAUUGAAUUCUAUAAGACAAGUGGUGCCAAACCUAAACAAAUUGUUAUUUUCAGAGAUGGGGUGAGCGAGUCACAAUUUAAUCAGGUGUUAAAUAUUGAGCUGCCCCAGAUUAUCAAGGCCUACCAACAUCUGGGCGAGACUGAUGUGCCAAAGUUCACAGUGAUUAUUGCACAGAAGAAUCAUCACACUAAGUUAUUCAAGGCUGAAGGCACUGACAAUGUUCCUCCUGGGACGGUUGUGGACACAACCGUUGUACAUCCCAGAAACUAUGACUUCUACAUGUGUGCUCACAAUGGCGCCAUCGUAAGCCCCCCUAAUUUGCUCGUGAAGCCUUUUGCCUGUUCAUUCCUCGAGAGGUUUUAAAGAACCUGUACAUGCGUGUGUUCCAGGGUACCUCAAGGCCAGCACACUAUCACGUCUUGGUUGAUGAGAUAGGAUUCUCUCCUGAUGUUCUACAGAACCUCAUCCACUCUCUCUCCUAUGUCUACCAGAGGAGUACAACAGCAAUCUCGAUCGUGGCUCCCGUUUGCUAUGCCCAUCUGGCAGCCGCACAGAUGGGACAGUUCAUGAAGUUCGACGACAUGUCGGAGAAUUCUUCUGAAGUCAUGACAUCUGCAGGAGUUGCUGCAGUUCCGGAGCUCCCUAGGUUGCACAAAAACGUCGAGGCUUCGAUGUUCUUCUGCUGAAGAUGCUCUCUCCCGCCCACCAACCAACAUCUUCCCGUACAUAUCGGCUCCUCUUCUGUAGAGAUUCUUGGCGGAGUACAGAAUGCCAAGCUUAUUUGACCUAUAGGCGACUCUUUUAGCUAGUGCACAGCUCGAUUGCUAUUUGCUGCUACUACUACUACUGAAAACCUCUGGCGGUUCUAUAUUUUGACGGAAACAUAUUUCUCAGUCACCGCUUUCAUGAAGCGCGGUGAGAAGUUUUGUAAUGAAUGGUUUAUUAUGAUGGGGCGGAUUAAUAUUAUGGGCU